UAAACCACAGGUCUCUGACAAAGGGAACUGGUGUAUAAAAGGGUCAACUCAACCCGCCUAAAGACAACAGGUUCAGUCAGCUGCAAGCAUGAUGCUGCACGCUCUGCACAGAAUUCUGCUUCUUCAUCUUCUGACAACUCCUGGUCUACCCGCAUUUGGUAGUGAAAUCAUAAAGGGUGAAAAGGUCCCGGUGAACCAAAUGCUGUAUAUGGCCUCAGUGCAGAAUGACAAACACGAUCAUUUCUGUGGAGGAUUCCUCAUCAAUGAAGACUUUGUGGUCACUGCUGCACAUUGUGAUAAACUCAAUCCUACAAAUGUUGUUCUUGGUACCCACGAUCUCAAGAAGAUUGAUGAAACAAUGAGAUACAAUGUGAAGAGAUGCAAGCAUCCAUCUUAUAAUACAGUUGGAGAGGGGUCGGACAUCAUGCUGCUCAAACUGUCCAGGAAAGCUCAACUGAACAGAAGAUUGAAACCGAUUUCACUUCCAAAUUCUGAGAUUGAGAUAAAAAAUAACCAAAUGUGCACUGUAGCUGGAUGGGGCGAAACAAGUGGUGGUGAAACUGAUGUCCUGCAAAUGGUGAAUGUGAACAUCCUUGACCGGGAUGUCUGUAAUAAACAAUGGAAUAAAAAACUUCCUGCAGGUGUUAUCUGUGCAGGUGGAUAUCAGACAGAAAAAGGAUUCUGUCAGGGUGAUUCUGGAGGCCCUCUGGUGUGCAACGGGAAGCCAGCUGGUGUUGUGUCUUUCAACUCGAAGCUGGGCUGCAGAUACCCAAAUCUGCCCAAUGUGUACACAGAUCUAUCAAAAUACCGCCGCUGGAUCGAUGACACGAUGAAGCAUUGUUAAAUGUAACAGAUCAAUACUCUGAUUGCGCUGUACUAGCUCCUUAAAUAUCCUCUAAAAACUUAAACAGAAAAGCUUGUAUUCAUAACCAACAUUGUUGCUUGUUAGUUCACCAUUAUAAAUCACCAUUAUAUCAACUUGUGUUAUCCUGAAAGUAAAGCCAGCUUCUUAUCACGUGUAGCUUUAGUCUUACAUCAUUUGGUAAUGUUACACAUAUUUGUGCACAAAGGAUUAUUUCAACUGAUUCCUCGUCACUGAUCAGAAAACUACAACCUGACUAUUAUGCACACAGAAACUUCAAAUCCAUUUAAGCUGGCUUGCAUUUGUAUCCCAGAUGAGUUAACAUGUUCACACUUGAUCCUGAUGAAACAGGUUGAAGGGUGUGUACCCCUAAACAGUUGCAAUGGUUUCAGAUUUGAUGCCCAAAGGCCUUGAUGUACUAAAAGUCUGCAAGUUUUUCCAAUUUUUGGGGAGGGUUAAAUGGUGAAUUGAUAUACAUUUAUUUACACUUUAUUCUUUUUUCAAAACAGCUUUUAUGAAUUUGAAAGGUGUCUACACGCUUAUUAAAGAUAUUUGCAUUCA
Molecule: messenger RNA, 1423 nt
Organism: Eleginops maclovinus (Patagonian blennie)
Lineage: Eukaryota; Metazoa; Chordata; Actinopteri; Perciformes; Eleginopidae
Product: granzyme-like protein 1
Exons: 5
Coding region: 89-844 (251 amino acids)
Biological process (GO): proteolysis
Molecular function (GO): serine-type endopeptidase activity
Source: RefSeq, a predicted model, not a curated record